Messenger RNA from Hippocampus zosterae (dwarf seahorse), 793 nucleotides. It is a transcript of the gene rnaseh2c, whose product is annotated as ribonuclease H2, subunit C. The transcript has 4 exons. The coding region runs from base 103 to 600 and encodes 165 amino acids. Gene Ontology annotation, cellular component: ribonuclease H2 complex. Gene Ontology annotation, biological process: RNA catabolic process. The record is from RefSeq and is a predicted model, not a curated record. Lineage: Eukaryota; Metazoa; Chordata; Actinopteri; Syngnathiformes; Syngnathidae.
ACUAUCUUUGGGCGUAGAAGAAGAGAUGCUCGUCCAAUCAAAGCCUCGAUUCAAAUCGACCCGGAACUCACCCGCGUUUGUUUCAAAACAACACAAACAAGGAUGUCCUGUUACAGCAGUGUGACCCGUGUUGAGGCAUCAUCUGCGGGCAAGGCACCUCGAGAACCGCUGCAUCUGAUCCCCUGUGAGAUUGAACACAAUGGACCUGCACAGAUUUCACAGUACUUCAAUGCUGCCAUGAAGGACCGCAAACAUGGUACAGAAAAUAGAAGAGAUUUGUGUGAUUACUGUAUGUAUUUCUUUUGUAUGUCACUCGACCUUGCAUGCAUGUUUCCCAUCACAGAGAAGACUAUUUCAUUCCGGGGUCGUGGCCUCAAAGGGCAGGAGCUUAUCUGUCCACAAGGCUACACUGGUCUGGUGCUGAAGGAGCUCAACAAGCCCAGCUCGGAUCAGGAGGACAGGAUUUUGAAGGUGUCCUGUGUGUUUGACAAGCUGACCUACUGGAACCUUGAGAACCCUCCUAACUCGGACGAUGCGGUAGUGAUGGCAAUGGACUGGCCUGAGCUUGCUGAAGCGAUUCAUGGAGCAGUAGAAGACUAGGGACAAUCCUGCAACCAGGAGGUUUGCCCAGACUGUACCUGUGCAUGUUUGGAAUCAAAUAUGUUUGCUGGUGACGGGCCAUAGUCCACAAAAAGUGAGUUAAUGGUUGUAACAGAGAAAAAAGUAAAUGUAUUGUUUUUUUUUAUUUUCUAAAUAAUUUAGUAUUGAAAUAAAGAAAACUACUUCACUGGAA